This is a messenger RNA of Harmonia axyridis, 3802 nucleotides long. RefSeq lists its product as uncharacterized. The record is from RefSeq and is a predicted model, not a curated record. Bases 297 to 3599 code for a protein of 1100 amino acids. The transcript is spliced from 10 exons. Lineage: Eukaryota; Metazoa; Arthropoda; Insecta; Coleoptera; Coccinellidae.
UCAUCAAAGUCAAAAUUAAUUUUUGUAGAAAGUUUCCAUUGAAGAUUUUUAGAAAUAAAUCCGUAAAGAAGGCUUCAGCUUUCAGGUUAUUGCGUCGUAGUGUUUUUACUUUCAACGCAUGAUCAAAGUUCCAAGAUCCAAGCCAAGUGGGGUGUACGCAUUCUGUUAUUUCUGUUGUAUUUUGUAAACAUGGAAGAAUAGUUUCUUUGUUGUUGAAGGUGAUAGGAAAUUUCUAUUAUUUAACUUUGACGCAAACUAAAGUAUUUCUUCUCUUGAUAUUGAUCGAAUAUUCAAAAAUGUCUUCUAAAAAGAAGGACCUUGAAAUUAUUUUCAAUUUACAAUGGAAAAAUGGACCUAAAGUAGCUGAAAGGUCCAACAUGGUCGGAGUUUAUGAUAUACCCUCUACGACUUUGAACUGGGAACUAUUUAAGUCUUAUAUAUUGAAAAAUUCUGGUACUCCUGGCGAUGACGUAGAAGUAUCCUACUUGGAACAUGGCAAAGAAUUUCCAAUAGAAUCGACUUUAGAUUUUCAUACAGCUUUGUAUUCCUUCCGUAAGAAAGCUAUGAAUGGUGAAAUAAUUAAUCUCAGGUUGGAGAGUCUAUCUAAUUGCUAUAAAUCUAACAAAUAUUCACCUACAUGUGAUGCACAAACUGAAUGUAGCUCUAGCUAUGAGAUGGAGAGAGCUCCUGGAUGGUUUGUUGACUAUAUGACGGAGUUUAAAAAAGAAAUACUAAAUGAGGUAGCCUCAGCAAUUACCACGCAUGCUGCGGUGUUAAGAACAAGCUUUUCUCAUUCUCAUUAUCCAAGAAAAUCUAAAACCGAAUGUGCUAAGAGAUCUAGGAAGAAUCAUCAUCAUGAUGGAAAUGAAAAAGAGGUCUUGAAAACAAUAAAGAUGGAAAAUAAAUUGCAAUCCAAAAUGGAAAAAUUAGUUAACAAAUCUAAGAAAUUAGAGAAAAAAAAAAUUUCACUGAUAACCAAAUCAAGUGAUAGUGAUGCUGGUCAUAGUAGUAGCAAGAGUAAUUCUGAGACAAUGUCUACAGUUGAUGUCAGCAAGAUGAAUGCUACACCAAUGCGUUCUGAAGCCAUCAUACCCCAUUUGAUGGGUGGUGAAGAGUAUCCUCAUUGUUGGAAAGUAAUCAACAAUGGUGCAGAUGCAUGGACUGAAGAAACUGAACUACAUUUUUCAUGGGGUUCGUCGUUGUUGGAACCUAUUCAGAGAGUUUUACCCUGUCCUCAUCUCAAACCCGGGGAUGUUGGUAUUAUUGAAGCAUUGAUACGUGUCCCAAAAAUUUGUGGAAAGUACGAAAUGUAUUGGCACUUCCAUCACAAAGGGCGCAAAUUUGGUCAUUGGCUGGGCUGUCAAAUUAUUGUUGACAAAAUAAAUUCAUCCUCAUUUUUUAAUAGUCUCUCAUCAAGACACAUUACAACACCUUCUUCGACAUCAAAGGGCCAAACAGAUUUAAAAACUUCUGGUUCUUCCCAAAAUAUUGAUUUGUCAACAAUCCAGUUACUAGAUGAGAUUUUUGCUAAUACUAGGGCACGCCAAUCAAAAGUCCCUGGUCCCAAAUUCGAGAUAACAUCUUCUUCGAUAUCAAGUUCAGAUUCAAAAACUUCUGGUUCUUUAGAAAACAGAAGUGAUUCGACACUAAAAGAUCAACAUUGUGAAACAAGCACAAUACUUGAUAAUAUUAAUGAUCCAAGUAUGUCAUCAAAAGGCCAUUCAGAUGCCAAAACUUCUGCUUCAAAAUACGAUAUACCAUCUUCUUCAACAUCAAAAGGCCAAUCAGAUUUCAAAACUUCUGGUUCUUUAGAAAACAGACAUAUUUUGACAGUAAAAGAGGAAUUAAAUGAAUCAAGCCAAAUACUCAAUAAGAUUAUCGACGGAUAUUAUGAGAGACCAAAAGGCCAAUCAAGCCAAUCAGAGAUCAAAACUUCUGGUUCAAAAUACGAUAUACCAUCUUCUUCAACAUCAAACGGCCAAUCAGAUUUCAAAACUUCUGGUUCUUUAGAAAACAGGUGUAAUUGUACAGUAAUAGAUCAAAUGGUAAAUAAUAAAGGAAUCCCAAACAUAGAUGAUAUUCUUACCGAAAAAAUGAAAGAAUGGCAGAUAUCAAAAAAAUAUACAGUUCCUCUUACAGUUCCUCUUACGGCAUUUAGUAAGGACAAAUUAAAGCCUGAGAUAGAAGAACUGAUAAUCAAUAAAAGUCCUUCUAAAAUCCAAAUUAUAGAGAAUUAUUUCAACGAGAACAAUUCUUCAGUGAAAUCGAAUAAGGUCGUCAAUUCUGCAGAAUUUGUCGCAAAUAACAAUUCCAGUACUACUAAAAUUGAUGCAGAAGAGGAUAGAGAUUCUCAUAGUGAAUCCAUCAGUAAAAUAGAUGAAGACACAAGUUCCAAUUCGACUUUGAAUGAUAUGGUUUUGCUUAACUUUCCAGAAGAAGUAGAAGAGCAGGAAGUUUUAGAAGAAGGUGGAGAUUAUCACAGUGAAUCUAUCAGUAGAAUUGAAGAAGAUACAACCUCCAUUUCGAGCUCAAAUAAUCUGGUAAUAGUUGAUUUACCAGAUGAACUGGAACAGCCGGAAACUUUAGGAUAUGCUUAUGUAGUAAUUGACGGCAUCAAAAUGCCUGUUCCAAAAAAAUUUUUGAGAGAGGAUUUUCUGGAAACUGCUGAAGAAGCACCAGAACCAAAAAAAAAUGAUGAUUGCUAUAGAGCAACUAUGGAAAGGUUCUUGGAAAUGAAAUAUGAUGCCACAGAUAAUUGUGAACACAACAAAAGUAUUCCUGAUAACGAAAAUUAUGAUGACAUACCAGAUUUAGUACCUUCACAUCAUGUUGACAAUUCAACAAAUAUUUCUUCAGAGAAAAAAACUUCGCCUUUUGAACAACUUUCUAACCCUUUACAUAGUUAUUCAGAAAGUGAUGUAAUGAAUAAUGAAAUGAAGGUAUUCGAAGAUUCAGACUUAGAUGAAGAAUAUCAGACAACUCAAAAUGUUGAAAAGCAGAAACAGAUAACUUCAAAUUCAUCAGUGUCGAUCAAUCCAUUCCACCAGAAUCGGUCUUUCCUUGAAGAGAAGGAAGCAUUAAAUCCAACUGCUAAUGAAUAUAGAGGAAACGUUAAUAUCUAUCCAAUAAUUUAUUCAAAUGAUUCGCAUCCCCGUGUUCCCAAUUAUCAGCAGACACCACCUGAGUUGAGACCAAAGCCCAUUGAACAGGAAUAUCCAGCAGAAAACAGCCGAAUUACUUAUACAUCAAAUCCUGAAGUGAUCAAUAUCAAUGCUUUUAGAAACGAUGCUGUUCCUGAAUCUCGAGAUGGAAAAAUUGAUCCUUCAUGCAGUUUUCCUCAUGCAGUCCUGGUACCUCAAGUUCCAACUGUACCAAUUUCAUCAGUGGUGAUGUCUAUGGCAUCCUCUGCUCUGAGAACAGUGGUAGAUAAGAUUAUUCCUUCCAAAAACGAACAAGAGCCCACUGCAGAGAAUAGUAUUCGGGAAAAUAAUUUGAAAAUAUUAGCAGAUAUGGGAUUCGAGCAAAGGGAUCUCAAUGCUACUUUAUUGGCAAGAUAUGAUGAUGAUAUGAGGCGUGUUGUAGCAGAACUUGUACAGUAAGGUGCAUUGAAAGUGAUAUUUUGAUGGAAAUUUAAAUUUAAAAUAAAGUAUCUAGUUUGUGAGGUUCUGUAGUAAAUGGAUUUUAAAUAAAUCCAAUUUAUUUAGAUUUAAGGUUAUUUAUAAUCAAAAAAAGGAUUGUAAUAUUAAAUGAAGAUGUAUAACAGUUUCAUCUAUUUGAAUAUUAAACUACAAGUAAAUCUUCA